CGGCUCCCACCGGAAUACCCCCCCGGGAGGGAUGCAGCGCUCAGAAGGCAGCCCUGCACGCCGCUGCCCUCUGGACCAAAGCACUUGGUAUUCUAACGCACAACCUUAUCAGAUGCGCAAGCUUCUCGGCGUGUGCUUUGUGCCCUUUUUCCCCCGUGGCUCGGGCUUGGAGAGAAGAUUCAGCUCCUGAUCUGAUCCUUGUCGAGUCAACGCGUCUGUUGAGCGCGACCGGAGGAAGAUGCAGCGGGGGAGUGCGGGAUCAGCGCUGCUCCCUGAAAGCAGCAUAUUAAUAACACUGAUGCAUGGCCAAUUAGCAGAAGGAGCCAGGUCCAGCCCUCGUGUCUGCGUGCUAGUGAUUUAUCGACAGUAAUUACCGGGCCACUUAAUGCCUAGUUUGGAUGGGAAUUAAUUCGAGGCCGGAUAAAUAAUGCAUUCGGGUUUAUUUAGCCCCAUGUGAAGCGUCACCCCUGAGCCAGAGCUGGGAGUGAAGUGGCGCUGGAGCGGAGAGCGGCGGGCGCGGCGAUGCGCGGGGCGGCGGCCGGGGCCGGGCGCUGAGGCUGCCGGCAGCGGCGCGCCCAGCCGGGAGCAUGCUGAGCCCCAAGAUCAGGCAGGCCAGGAGAGCCCGCUCAAAGAGUUUGGUGAUGGGUGAACAGAUUGGGCCUCCUUCCAGACCUUCUUCUCCAAACCCUCAAGAACGUGUGCUGAAGUGUGGCUGGCUGAAGAAACAAAGGAGCAUUAUGAAGAACUGGCAGCAGCGGUGGUUUGUGCUGCGUGGGGACCAGCUCUUCUAUUAUAAGGAUGAAGAGGAAACUAAACCUCAGGGUUUGAUACUACUGCAAGGUAAUCAGGUGAACGAGCUGCCACCUAAUCCUGAUGAACCAGGGAAACAUCUCUUUGAAAUUGCCCCAGGUGGUGCAGGGGACCGGGAAAAGAUGCCUGUCAAUCAUGAGACUUUCCUGCUUAUGGCUAAUUCCCAGAAUGAAAUGGAAGAUUGGGUGAAAGCCAUCCGACGGGUUAUAUGGGCUCCAUUUGGUGGAGGUAUUGCAAAUAGCUCACAUGCACAUAAAUUAAAACAUUUGCCUCAAGGGAUCUUUGGACAGCGAUUGGAGGACACUGUACAGUAUGAGAGGAAGUAUGGCCAGCGUUUGGCCCCACUGUUGGUGGAACAGUGUGUGGAUUUUAUUCGGGAGCGAGGUCUUACAGAGGAGGGGCUCUUUCGGAUGCCUGGCCAAGCCAACCUUGUCAAAGAUCUGCAGGAUUCUUUUGACUGUGGAGAGAAGCCCCUUUUUGACAGCAACACAGAUGUUCACACUGUGGCGUCCCUCCUGAAGCUUUACCUUCGAGAGCUGCCAGAGCCUGUCAUCCCCUUUGCCAAAUAUGAAGACUUUCUUUCUUGCGGACAGCUACUCUCAAAAGAUGAGGGAGAGGGUACCCAGGAACUGGUUAAACAGGUGAAGAAUUUGCCCCAAGCCAACUACAACCUCCUCAAAUACAUAUGCAAGUUCCUUGAUGAAGUUCAGGCUCACUCCAGCGUUAACAAGAUGAGUGUCCAGAACCUGGCUACAGUGUUUGGACCAAAUAUAUUACGGCCCAAAAUGGAAGAUCCAGUGACCAUGAUGGAAGGCACCUCACUAGUUCAGCACCUGAUGACAGUGCUGAUAAGUGAACAGGGCCGAAUUUUUGCUGUUCCCCAGGCAGAUGUGCCAGGGAGCCAGCUGGAAAUCAGACCUGUUCGUCAGCGCAGUACCGUGGAGUGGAUCUCUGAGGAGGACGGGGAGGACAGCAGGUCAGAGAACAGCAUUCCCAGCCCCGCUGAUUUGCCUUCGAGCAAUGCUGUGGCACUAGAGGCCACUCCUGGACCUGCAGUGAAAAACACGCCUUCAGAGCACAGUGGCAAAUUGCCACAGCCUGCCACUAGCCCCAGUAAAAAAGUGCAGACGCUGCCUCCGUGGAAAUACUCCUUCCGCCAGCAGGGAGCACGGUCUGUGAGUCCAAAGCUGGGCAGCUCAUCCUUAGAUAUCCCCAACCUCUCCUCCAGUGGGAACUGGCUGAUGAAUGGACUGUACUCCCUCCGAGGCCAUCGCCGGACAGCCUCUGGGGAGCGAGUGAAAGACUCGUGUUCUUCCCAGAGACUCUCUACCUAUGACAACGUCCCUUCGUCCAGCCUCUCCCUCAGCACACACAGUAUGGCCAGCACCACAUGGUCUACAUCAUCGUGUGAAAUCUCCGUGAUGGACUCGGUCAGCAGCUGCCCAGCCUGCCGGGCCAGUGACUCUUCUGCUUUAAGCUCUCUCAAAACCGAGUGGGUAACUCAGGGCUCGCUGUCUCAGAGUGAGGUCAAGACUGCAGAUCUGGAGAACAGCAUCGACAGGUUUGACGCAUGCAGCAGCAGCAGCAGCGAACAGAGCAACCCGGCUGCAGCUUCCAGAGACUCUCUGAAAUGCUCUAAGGCCUUACAGAGCUUGGUGGUGGAGCUAAAGACAGAACUGAGCAAACAGAGGACUGAGUAUGAGACUAGUAUCAAAAGAAUUGAAGAAACAAGUGCAGACCUGAGGAAACAAGUGGUUAGAUUAGAAGAAGAACUGGACCAAGAACGAAAGAAAUACACGAUGCUGGAGAUAAAGCUGAGGAAUUCCGAACGUGCUCGUGAAGAUGCUGAGAAGAGGAAUCACCUCCUGCAGAAGGAAAUGGAAGAGUUUUUUUCAACAUUAGGAUGUUUAACUGUUGGGAGCCGAAAUGCUAAAGUCCCCAAGUAGGACAAGCUGAUGUACAGCAUAGAAAAUUAUAUUUCUGGCAAAACCAGUGAAAAUGCACGUUUUGUUCUGGUAUACUCAUGUAUCAUGAGUAAUUCUACACUGAUUGUGCUCUUGGUGACACUUGCUCUCUUGUCUUUACAUGUGCUGUAGUAUUUGGGCCAGCUGGGAAAGACUGCGAAGCAUAAUGCUUGAAAGUUUAGAUGUCUGAUUGCCAAGAGAGUGGGCACCCUUUUUAUCCAUAAAUUAAAAGGUACUAUUCUCCAUAGCUGUACUGCUGCCAUCUUCGGACUGACUGCACCAUCCUUUUGCUGGCUCAAGGACAGUGGAAAGUCCUGCAAGGUGGGUGGGAUGGCCAGAACGGAUGGACGGGCUGAGCCUGGAGCUGGGGACCUCCUACAACUUGCACUUGGGAAGAUGGCGGCAGCCCCAGUGUGUCACCACAUUCCAUGUGGUUUAGCAUAUGGAUUUAAUGAGGUGUUUUUUCUCCCCACUCUCUACAUAAAAUUUGUUCGAAUUUCUUAUUCCUUAAAGUGGCGUUAUUUUAUGAAGAUAAUGUGAAAACAAGGUCUACAAAUGAGCUGAAGACACCACAAUCUUGACAAGUCACUAAAAUUGUCCUUUACCCACUGAAUAGUUCCAGUGUUUCACAAAAAUGCAACUUGUUAAAACUGUAUGUGAAUAAUAAUCAGAUUGGACACACAAAUUCCGUGGAACUUUAAAUAUGCACAUUUUGCCGUAGGUACCUGGGUUUGCUGAGCCAAAAAAAGAGCAGAAUUAGCUGCAAGAAAAAAAAAUCUCGUGAGUUGAUAUGUACUGAUCAGACAUCAAGGUAGGAGAAGAAAGAUUCUUAUCAUCAAAACACAUCCAAUGGCUGAGGGUUUUUUUAUCUAUAAAACUUUAAUAGCAAAACCUAUGGUAAGAGAAACUAGUGCAA
This is a messenger RNA of Chroicocephalus ridibundus (black-headed gull), 3690 nucleotides long. It is a transcript of the gene ARHGAP22, whose product is annotated as Rho GTPase activating protein 22. Bases 588 to 2756 code for a protein of 722 amino acids. The record is from RefSeq and is a predicted model, not a curated record. Gene Ontology annotation, cellular component: focal adhesion. The transcript has 10 exons. Gene Ontology annotation, biological process: signal transduction; activation of GTPase activity. NCBI's taxonomy places the organism in Eukaryota, Metazoa, Chordata, Aves, Charadriiformes, Laridae. Gene Ontology annotation, molecular function: GTPase activator activity.